This is a messenger RNA of Caenorhabditis remanei, 1356 nucleotides long. RefSeq lists its product as uncharacterized. The transcript has 4 exons. The coding region runs from base 1 to 1356 and encodes 451 amino acids. The record is from RefSeq and is a predicted model, not a curated record. Lineage: Eukaryota; Metazoa; Nematoda; Chromadorea; Rhabditida; Rhabditidae.
AUGGCCACUCUGAACAUUCUGAAAGAGAAAGGCUAUGGAUUUGUGGAAGAUCCAGAAUACCGACUGGAAAAAUGCGUUUCUCAAAAGAUCAGCCUGGAUUUCCAUGAGCGACAUGCAUUCGCAUUAGCUCUGAAUCGGAAUUGCCAACCUAUCAGUCGAUUGGAAAUGGACGGACAUGGAAUCGUGGCUCGAGCAAAGCGAGAAGUUGUGUCAAUCGUAAUUGCUACCACUACAUUGAUCGCCGUGACCGUGAACUUUGCGUUGGACUGGUAUAGAAGUAACCUGGUGCAUGCCGAGAUGGAAAAGCUGAAGCAGAUGCAGCAGCUAAUUUUUUCCAACUCAAACAUCACUAUCGACUUACUGAAGCAGCAAGAAAACGUUUAUCAGGACGCUUACUUUGAAGCGAUUCAAGCGGCUAUUUUUCAAAAUGGAAAAUUGGAGACUGUCAUGUCGUUUUUUCAGUUGGAUAUCGACAAAAUGGUAGCAGAGUUUGAGUUUGAAAAGGACAUCAAUAAUGCGAUUUUGGAGAAGUUCACCCACAACUUCUAUUGUGGAGAGAGUGCGAACAUCUACGAGCUGGAAGUUUGCGGUUGGACGAACCCAACAAGAGUGUAUGGAGACGUAAAACUGAUCGCUCCCAUCGGGAAUUUCAUUCACAACGGAGAAGCGUUCUCCUACUAUGACACCCCGAAAUUAACACUUUUCACAAAAAAUGACGAACCCAUCUCCACCGACGGCUGCGAAUCAAUUGGAUCUCAUUGGUCAUGCAAAAAGGCAACAAAAGGAUGCACGAUUGCCGAAUACAAAAGCUGCACUCCCAAAAUUGUGCACACUCCGGAUCACGUUUUCGCAGUGGAAAUUGAGGAUAUGACGUUGAUUGCGACUACACUAUCGCAUUAUUCUCUCUUCAAAGAUGGAUCCAAUUCUGCUUCAAGUGUCCACGACGUGCCUCAAUCGGGACAAUUUUUAUUGAAGGCUCCCCACAAUACUAUUGUUCAAUUUGGAACUCGAAGAUUCACCGGUCGACACGAGGAACAUGAGGCAAUUCAGAUAAAUGUGGAAGAAAAGAUGCCACAUUUGGACCAUGGAAAAAUUAGACAGUUCGUGGAAAACUUGAAAGCACAAGGAAAGGUUAUGAGUGAGUUUGAAGAACUUCUACUUCACGAUAGUGCGAUGGACGCUGGAUUCAUCGACUCGGCUCUCCAUUGGUUUCGCACAAAGUUUUACUGGAUUCUCAUUAUUGGCGGAGCGGUGUUGGCUGCAAUUGCCGCGUUCUUCGUAUUGGCAUACUGCUGCUCCUGCUGGUGUUCCGAAAGGAAAGGAAAGAAAACUAAUAAUUUCUAUGAAGCUGUGUAA